Molecule: messenger RNA, 1746 nt
Organism: Parasteatoda tepidariorum (common house spider)
Lineage: Eukaryota; Metazoa; Arthropoda; Arachnida; Araneae; Theridiidae
Product: sodium-dependent glucose transporter 1A
Biological process (GO): transmembrane transport
Molecular function (GO): D-glucose transmembrane transporter activity
Source: RefSeq, a predicted model, not a curated record
AAAAGUAUUUAAAGACUCAUGUGAAAUGAUUAUGAUGAAAGAAAGCAAUCUAAAAUUGAGUAUUUUAAUCAUUGCUGUCUAUUUGUCUUUCCUUUUUAUAAUUGCGAGCUCGAUCUAGCAGCAACGACUGCCGCGCUCCGUAACUUCCAUUCAUUUGGGAUUCAGCAUAGCAUUACCACAGAAAAAAUGUUUCAUUUAAAAGGUAAAACAUUGGACUACGUGGGCACAGCCGUACACUACUACAUGUAUGCAAUUCUGGGUCUGAUGAUGUCCAUACCAGGACCAACACUUAUAGACUUGACACAUUCCAGCGGAACAGAUGCCUAUGGGAUUUCUUUCAUCUACGUGGCUCGGGCAACAGGAUACUUGGUUGGAUCUCUCUCAGGUGGCAUUAUACUUGAUUGCUUGAAAACGAAGGAAUUGGCUAUGAUUUGCAGCAGCCUAUUCAUAGCUUUGGGAGCAUUUGUCAUACCUUUUUGUCGAAGUCUACCAAUGCUACUUGGAACAUUUGUUAUUACUGGAUUUGCAAUAGGUUUUAGCAACACAGGAUGUAAUGCCAGCUGUCUCCGAAUAUGGGGUAAAAAAAGUGCUCCAGUGUUACAGGGACUCCACUUGCUGUAUGGCUGUGGUGCCUUCCUUGCACCAGUCCUAGCUGCACCUUUCUUGGACGAUUCUUUAAAUGCACCACUCAAAGAGCUCAAUGCUACAGUCACUCCAAACGUCACAUUCCUAAACAUAACUGUAGACAAAGUGGAAAUUGUCGCCACAGUUCCAACCAUAACAUGGGUAUACAUGAUUGCUGGCGUCCUCGCAACGUUUGUUACUUGUUUUUUUAUUCUAAUUGUUCUCUUCCUUCCCCCUAAAAACGCAUCCUCCGAAAAAGCUUCCGAAAGUGAAAACGUUCGAAAUCCGGGCUAUUUAUUUACAUCCAUCGUCGUCGCCCUCGCGUGCAUACUCACUGGUCUGUCCUCAGGAAUUGAAGUGAGCUUCACACAAAUGAUCACAACCUAUGUGGUCAACAGCUCUCACGGACUUUCGAAAAGCAAAGGCUCCUACAUCACAUCCGCCUAUUGGAGCGCUUUCACUACCGCCAGAUUCCUAUCCAUUUUUCUAACCUGCAAAUUGGACAUCAGAAAAAUUUUAGCAUGUUCAUUAGUAUUAUCAGUAUCAGCAGCUAUAGUAUUAUUAACUUUUGGUAAUAUAUCCGUGACAUCUCUGUGGGUGGGUGGUGCCAUGCUGGGUGUUUCGAUGGCACCCCUUUUCCCGGGUGUGCUUGCGUGGGUGGAGAGAUACAUCAAUAUUAACAGUCGUAUAGCAUCAGUAUUUACCUUAGUUUCGUGUGUGCUGGAAAUGGUGGUCCCCCUCACCAUCAGCAUGUACCUCAGUACAUACCCGAAUGUGCUUUUUGUUUUCCUAACAGGUGCGACAUCGUUGGCGGCGAUUUUAUUUGUUAUUAUACACAUUAUUUUAAUUCGCAAAGGAGAGAAAUAUGAAGCACAUCCCGAACAACAGGUUCAAGAAAAAGAAGCAACUGUCUGAAAAAAAUUAGGCCAUUGAAUAACGCUCAUACUUCAUCAUUUAUUUUACAUCAGUUUAUUAGUGUGAAGAAAAAGAUUGACUGUAGAUAAUCCAUUUGAAAUGUAUUAUUUGUGUGUUUCAGCACAAUGCGUGAUUUCGAUCCAAUUCCUUGUGAUACUUUUUGGAACUGUAACAUACGGAUCCCAAUUAAAUAUAUUUUGAUAUUUU